AUGGCGCGAAGCUUCCGAGAGCUGUCGUCAAUGUCGACACUCGUGUUCGUGUCACUGCUGGUGCUAUCCUCCUCGACCGACGCGUUGAGGCCGUUUGACAGAAUGCGGCCAAGUGCAAGCGAGAGCCAACGAGCGACAACCUCCGUCAAGGGAGAGCCGCUAAAGACAGUCUACAUCGUCCGCUUCCACGCCAUGCCCCCCGCGGCCACGUACACGGGCGGAAUCCUCGGCUUCCCCGCAACCGCUGCGCCGAUGGACGACUCGGAGGAGGGGCUAAUCGCCAGCGCGGCUUCCGCGGGGUCGGGGGGAGCCGGCGGGCUGCGCCGCGCGUUCGACGCGUCGCAGCCGCACGUGCGCGCGUACGCGGCGCACCUGGUGCGCAUGCACAGGACGGUGCUGGCGGAAGCGGGGGUCGAUAGCAGCGCGCACGUGUACAGCUACACAUGCGCUCUCAACGGCGUGGCAGCAACGCUCACUCCGCAGCAAGUGGAGAUCCUCAAGAGACGGCCAGAAGUGGGGUCCGUGAGGGAGGCGCCUAAGUACGAGCUGCACACGACGUUCACGCCCACGUUCCUGAACCUGCGCAAGCGCGUGUGGAGCAACGAGACGCUCCAGAACGGGCAGAAGGGCGCGGGGCAGCAGGGCGAGGACGUGAUUAUCGGCGUGAUCGACACGGGGGUCUGGCGGGAGAACCCUGCUUUCAGCGACGAUGUCACCCCGCCCUACGGUCCAGUGCCAGCGCAGUGGAAGGGGUCGUGCAUGACGUCAGCGGACUUCCCCAGCUGCAACCGCAAGCUGAUUGGCGCGAGGGGGUUCUUCCAGGGGCUCAAGGCGGGGGGGUACACCAUGGACUGGACCAUUGACUACAAGUCCGCGAGGGAUGUGGCGGGGCAUGGGACACAUACCACCAGGUACGGGUGUAAGUCAGUGCAGGGGCUCGAGGCGUCGGGGUACACCAUGGACUGGACCAUUGACUACAAGUCCGCGAGGGAUGUGGCGGGGCAUGGGACACAUACCACCAGGUACGGGUGUAAGUCAGUGCAGGGGCUCGAGGCGUCGGGGUAUACCAUGGACUGGACCAUUGACUACAAGUCCGCGAGGGAUGUGGCGGGGCAUGGGACACAUACCACCAGCACGGCGGGCGGCAACGGUGGUGUGGCAGUGACGCUGAAUGGAGUCUCGUUUGGGACAGCCAGUGGCAUGGCGCCACGUGCACGCGUCGCUAUGUAUAAGGUCUUCUGGGCGACGGAGGAGAACGGGAGGGACAACUGUGACGGGUCGGACAUUCUCAAGGCGGUCGAUGCAGCCGUGGCAGACGGGGUGGACGUGAUCAGCCUGUCCGUGGGCCGCCAGGCUCCUCUGUUCUUCGAUGACGAUGAGAUGAUCUACCUCAAUGCAGCCAGGGCAGGCGUGCUGGCGUCAGUAUCAGCGGGCAACAGCGGCCCCACCACCAUCGGAGGCCAGUUCUUCCGCAGCAUCGGGCACCCGUCCCCGUGGAUGAUCACCGUUGCUGCCAGCUCCCACGGCCGCAACUACAUGACGGAUGUGACUGUGAAUGGGGAGAAGUUCUCAGGGCGAUCCAUGGUGGGGACGGGCGCGGGGGAGCUCAUUCUGGGGAGGAACGGCGUGAAGGCUGGGGGCAAUUCCUGGAUGGCCGGUGUGUGUGCGUCAGGCACCCUCGACCCAGCCAAGGUGUCGGGGAAGAUCGUCGUGUGUCGUCGCAUGUCCCAAUACGGCGGGUGGAGCUCGGAGGAUCUCCUCCCUAUAAGCAUCACCGUUAAGAAGGCUGGCGCUGCUGGUGUGAUUAUAUACAACACGGAUAAGGCGGAUCGCGUGGUGGCUGUGCUUCACCCAAUCCCUGCCUGCCACCUGGACCGGUACACUGGCAAGCGGCUCGUGAAGCUUCUGGGAAAUUCUACAGGAAUAAAAGCCACCAUAUCGGCCUUGUACAUGAAGCAGCUGGCGGCGCCCACCGUCACGUCCUUCUCCUCCACGGGCCCCAACGUCGACCCCGUGUUGGACGCCCAGGAGGGCGGCAAGUACUCCUUCGGAUACAACGACAUCUUAAAGCCCGACAUCACCGCACCGGGACUCGAGGUGUGGGCUGGGUGGACCCAGUCGCCCUUCCAGGAGCCUUAUGGGAUUGCUUCAGGCGUUGUCCCUGCUGCCUCCAUGUCCCACCUCUUGAUUAGUGGGACCUCCAUGUCCUGCCCACACAUCUCCGGCCUCGCCGCAAUUAUCAAGGGGAAAUACCCCAACUGGUCGCCCUUUGCCCUGAAAUCCGCGCUCAUGACCACGGCGUACACCCAAAACAACCGGAACAAGCCCAUUUAUUCCGCAGGGCAGCUACGAGCGGCAGACCCCUUUGAUUACGGCACGGGGCAUGUCAACACGAUUAAAGCCCUGGAUCCCGGGCUAGUGUACGACUCUACAGUGCUGGAGAAUGUGAGGUUCCUUAUAGCGGUGGAUAGUGCGGAUGCGAAGCAAACGUCGGCGUACUGGGCGGUUGACAAGGACAAAAGGACGCCGCUGAACCAUCCGUGA
Messenger RNA from Closterium sp. Naga37s-1, 2544 nucleotides. Lineage: Eukaryota; Viridiplantae; Streptophyta; Zygnematophyceae; Desmidiales; Closteriaceae. The record is from the annotation of a GenBank genome assembly.